AUGUUACGCACAACUGCCUUAUGCGCAAUGUUCAUCUUUGUGUGCGGACAAUCUACGAAGCCACCCAUCGAAGAUGAUCCUGAAUAUGAAAAAUUCCAGCACGCAUACGUGUUUCGUGAUGACCAGGAAAAACUUUUUAUAAAGUAUUCUACUUAUAGUCCUUUACCUGGGGCGGAUUGCUUUUGGAACACUGUGUCAUGCGUGAACGGCACAUAUGAGCUUCACCUUCGGCUGCGAAUCAAUGGAACAAACACUGGAUUUGACACUCCACUACGGUUUAAAAAAAGCGAAGGACACUCCAAGCCGAAUAUAAUCUUGCAUAAACUCCGACCAAAUGACACUAAACUUGCUGAAUUCCCCUUAAUGUAUUUAGACGAGACAGAAGACUGUUUCGUUCUUCGAGUUCCACAUUACAACAACGGUUGUAUCUUAUUCAUCCGAGAAAAGAAUGCAACUUGCGAUGAAUGUCAUAAAAAAUGCGAAAACAUUUAUGAAGGAAACUGCAACAUGACUCUGAAACAAUCUCCGUAUCGUAGCAGCUGCCACAAUGAAACAGCUCCUCAAUAUUGA
This is a messenger RNA of Ixodes scapularis (black-legged tick), 570 nucleotides long. RefSeq lists its product as uncharacterized. The transcript has 5 exons. NCBI's taxonomy places the organism in Eukaryota, Metazoa, Arthropoda, Arachnida, Ixodida, Ixodidae. The record is from RefSeq and is a predicted model, not a curated record. Bases 1 to 570 code for a protein of 189 amino acids.